AUGGACGUCGUCCUCCCCCAGCGACUGGCCGGCGCCGAUCUCCGAACAAGCGAGUCUUUUGACUGCGAGGAAGCCUUUGGUCACGGCCCUUUUCAGACAAGGAUGCUCGUUCUCGUUCUUCUAGGACUCUUCUCGGCUAAUUGCCAAACCGUGGUGAUCACCCUUGUCACCGGUGACAUCGACCAUUGGUGCAAGCCGCUCGCCGGUUUAAACAUCUCUGCAGCCGAUUGGAAGAAUAUUGCCAUACCGAUCGAGGCCGAUGGACGCUUCAGCCGCUGCCGUAUUUACGAACGCUGCAAGCCACCUGCUGACCACGGCGAUUCCGCUGAGCAUCGCAAGAGCGCCGCUGUACUAACCGGGGCUGACGAGUGGUACAAACGCUGCUUCCAAAACACCAGCGACCAACGCGACGCGCCCUGUGAAGAGUGGGACUACGACGUUCGGACGGCCGUGGCCAGUGCGGUGAGCUCUUGGAACAUGGUGUGCGACGAACGCUUGCUUCCGGCCACACUUGUCGCCCUGCAGAACGCUGGCGCCGUUGUUUCCCUCGUCCUAGCCGGAGCCUUCGUUGACUACGUCGGAAGGAGAGCCAUGCUGCUGUCCUCCGCCGCAGCGGCAGCGACCUGCACGGUGUGCACCAUCGCGGCCACAAAUUACGUAGGCUACGCUGUAGUGCGCUUCCUUACUGGGGCCAGUGUCGCGAUAAACACCAUGUUUGCCUCCAUCAUACCGUUCGAGGUGAUGACGCACGGGCACAGGCCGCAGCAAAUGCUCCUCCUGUCGGUUCUUGGCAUCACGUUAUGUGAGGUUUGGAGUGUCAUCAUCAAACCGGUGGUCAUCGACUGGCGUCUCAAGCAGGUUGUGUUCCUGGCCCCGACGGCUCUCCUGCUCCCAGCUUUGACUACCGCCCGAGAGUCGCCCCGAUGGCUCGUCGCGAAAGGAAGAAUAGACGCGGCCGAAGCAGUCAUGAUGCAGGCGGCCAAAACCAACAAUGUCCCACUUCCUUUCACGGCCUGUCUCGUGGACAAGCUGAGAGAACAGAUCAAGAACCACGCAAGUCGCGAAGGUGCGCACACGGAAUACUUGGUCGACUAUCGCUCCCUCCGGCGUCGAGCGUUGGCCAUGUUUGCCGUUUGCUUCUCCAUAUCUUUUGUUUUUUACCUCAACGCCUUCUCAACGGCGCAGUAUAACGAAUUUUGGAUCCCGUGCCUCACAGUUGUCAUCACACUGGCGGCGUACGCGGGGAUGCACUUCCUGAUCACCGGCGUCGCACUCGUCAGAGUGCUCAGCGUGUGCUUCCUGUUGACGGGUACCAUUCAAUGCUCGCUGAGUGUGGCGGUGGGCGGUGGAUACGUCAUGAUCAGCAAGACAUUACUCGUGCUGUCCAAGGGCGUCUCUACCGUAAUCCUUGUGCACUGUUUCACCUACGUCCUGGAACUCUUUCCAUCGGCAGUGCGAGCCGGUGUCUUCUGCUGGGCGUUUGCCUUCGGGCGUGUCGCGACCGUGUGCGCGGCAAUGACCCUCGUCCUGAAGCCAGCCGGACACGAAGACCUGAUGUUCGCCAUUGCGGGACUUUUCCUCUUCGUCUCCCUUCUCGUCAUCCGCGUCCUGCCACGCACGACAGUGGUGGAAGAAGCACGAAUCGUGGCAAGGAGCACUUCAGACUACUCCAGGAUGUCCAUGGAUCACAUGAAACGAACCCUCGUACAGGGGAUAUUACCCAAGAAGUGCAAGACCGGAAGCCUGGAGAGCUCCAAGUCAUCCAGCAGGAAGAGUGGGAGGACUGCUGGUAGCAAAAGUCCUGGCAUUUUUAAUGUGUCUCGUCGAUUUCAAACCAAGCCAAUGCUGGAGUGA
This is a messenger RNA of Dermacentor andersoni, 1854 nucleotides long. RefSeq names its product solute carrier family 22 member 7-like. Lineage: Eukaryota; Metazoa; Arthropoda; Arachnida; Ixodida; Ixodidae. Gene Ontology annotation, biological process: transmembrane transport. Gene Ontology annotation, cellular component: membrane. The record is from RefSeq and is a predicted model, not a curated record. Gene Ontology annotation, molecular function: transmembrane transporter activity.